Oncorhynchus masou masou (cherry salmon) is the source of this 2316-nucleotide messenger RNA. RefSeq names its product meteorin-like protein. Lineage: Eukaryota; Metazoa; Chordata; Actinopteri; Salmoniformes; Salmonidae. Gene Ontology annotation, biological process: energy homeostasis; positive regulation of brown fat cell differentiation. The record is from RefSeq and is a predicted model, not a curated record. Bases 289 to 1215 code for a protein of 308 amino acids. Gene Ontology annotation, molecular function: hormone activity. The transcript has 5 exons.
GGGUGACGUGUGCGGAGCUGGAGCCCAGGCAGCAGCAGAAGUUCGUUAUUAAUGUCAGGACUUCCUCCUGUCUGUUAGUCACCAGUCUACUGCCGGAGGCUCCCAACGGUUUUACACGGAUAUUCCAUCCUGUCGAAAUGAAACGGAACUUUUACGGUACAAAACAGAACUGUUGAUUCUUGUGGACCCGUAACCUUCUUUCCAGAGACCACGAUGUGAAUAAAUAGUCACUUGCAGGAUUUAUUGGUAGAUUUUUGUGGUUACUGAAAGGCGGGACGUGGUCUGACCAUGCUGUGGCGGAGGAGCGGUUGGUCAACCAUGCUGUGGCCAAGUUUAGCGCACUGGGUAGCGGCUGUGUUUCUCUGUCGGGUCGCCUCGACGCAGUACACCAGCGACCAGUGCAGCUGGAGAGGAAGUGGUCUGACCCAUGAGUCUCACUCCCGUGAUGUGGAGCAGGUAUACCUGCGUUGCUCCCAGGGCAGUCUAGAGUGGCUCUAUCCUACAGGGGCCCUCAUCGUCAACCUGCGGCCCAACACGGAGCCCACGUCUGGGGCUUCCCCCGGCCUGCACGCCUGCAUCAAGCCCCAGACAGACUCCCGCGGAUCACACCUCUACCUGGAGAGAGCUGGACAGCUCCGCCUGCUGAUGUCUGAGACAGAACAGGCGCAUGGCAGGGUGCAGUGUUUCUCCCUGACAGAGGGGGCGCUGUUCAUAGAGGCAGUGGGCCAGCAGGACAUCAGCAAGAGGAUCACAGUGUUUCAGUAUGAACUGGUGGCCAGCCACGGACCUGGAGCUCAUCUGUACCCACACCUCAACACUGGCACUGCCUCCUGUACACCCUGCACAGAUGACCAGAUCCUGAUGGCGGUAUGCACCAGCGACUUUGCGGGUCGUGGCAGUAUCCGUGGCAUUGACACGCCCUCGUCAUCAGACCACUCCUCCGUUGCCGUGACGCUAAGCCGCCUGUUCCAUCAGAAGAGCGGAGUGUUCUCUUGGGACGGAGCCAGAGGAAAGGGGUGGUCCGGACGUCUGAACACGCCCCUGCGGUGCCGGCUGCAGCCGAGGGAGAAGGGGGAGUUCCUGUUCACGGGGGCAGUGCGGUUCGGAGAGGCGUGGCUUGGCUGCUCCCCGCACUACCGCCACUUUCUGAAGCUCUACCGGACCGCCCUGGAGACGGGAAGUAACCCCUGUCACAUGAACAUGGACACAGACUGAGGCACGCCCCUUCCGCCCAGGUGACAACCAAUCAGGGAACAGGAUUGGGAAACAAACUCAGCGAAUCAGGGACAUAUAGAGAGAGGGCUGGGUCGCUGGCUGGACUGACAGGGCCCUGAUCCAAUCAGAGGAGGGAGGUCGUAAAGGGGCGGAACCUUUGAUAUGCCUGAGAGGUGAUUGGACAUGGUCCCAAGCCAUGCUAACCGAUUGGCUGAAGCUCUUACAGUUGCCUAGCAGCAAGGAUAGUUGGUCUGUGUCUGAACAGUUCUAAAGCCAUCUGUCGUCAUAGAAUGUCUUAAGACGCUGGUGUGUGUGUGUGUGCGCGCGCGUGUGUGUGUGUUCGCAUGUGUUGGAAAUAGAUGUAAAUAUGAUCAUUGUUGUAAUGAAAGUUUGUUUCGUGAAAAGCUUUAUGUUUACAGUUUAGAGGUUGUCUUCUGACCGAAGUGUAUAGUGUGUUCCUGCACAGCGUGUGUGUCUUAGCGUGUUUGUGUGUGUCUUAGCGUGUUUGUGUGUGUCUUAGCAUGCUCUUGUGUGUCUUAGCGUACUCUUGUGUGUCUUAGCGUGUUUGUGUGUGUCUUAGCGUGUUUGUGUGUGUCUUAGCAUGCUCUUGUGUGUCUUAGCGUACUCGUGUGUGUCUUAGCGUAUUUGUGUGUGUCUUAGCAUGCUCUUGUGUGUCUUAGCGUACUCGUGUGUGUCUUAGCGUGUUUGUGUGUGUCUUAGCAUGCUCUUGUGUGUCUUAGCGUACUCGUGUGUGUCUUAGCGUGUUUGUGUGUGUCUUAGCAUGCUCUUGUGUGUCUUAGCGUACUCGUGUGUGUCUUAGCGUGUUUGUGUGUGUCUUAGCGUGUUUGUGUGUCUUAGCGUGUUUGUGUGUGCGCGCAAGGGAGUGUGUGAACGUGUAUGUACUAGCCUGUGAAUGUGUGUGUGGUUCUGCACUAGCUUGUGUGUGUGUGUGUGUGUGUGUGUGUGUGUGUGUGUGUGUGUGUGUGUGUGUGAAGGUGUGUGUGUGUGUGUGUGUGUGAAGGUGUGUGUGUGCGACUGUGUUAAAGUACAAUAGCACUCUGGCUCUCUGUUCUAGGGAAUAAACUAUCUUCCUGGAACAAG